CUCUUUAAACAGCGUGUCGCCGCCUGCGCAUGCGCAUGCAUCGCAACACUCAACACGAGCAGACAGGGCGGCCCACAGACACAGGCAAAGGCGGGUGCAGACCUCGGAGGGUCCGAGCACGACGACGGCGGGCGACGCACAACAACACCAAACCGUUAACACAGUGAGCGAUGGCAGUGAACGUGUACGCCACGUCUGUGUCCAUCGACAACCUGAGCCGCCAUGACAUGCUGGCGUGGGUCAACGACUCCUUGCACCUCACCUAUACGAAGAUCGAACAGCUCUGCUCGGGGGCGGCGUACUGCCAGUUCAUGGACAUGUUGUUCCCGGGCUGCGUCCUCCUGAAGAAGGUCAAGUUCCAAGCCAAACUGGAACACGAGUUCAUACACAACUUCAAAGUUCUUCAAGCGGCCUUCAAAAGGAUGAGCGUGGACAAGAUCAUCCCGGUGGAAAAGCUGGUCAAGGGGAAGUUCCAGGACAACUUUGAGUUCGUGCAGUGGUUCAAGAAGUUCUUCGACGCCAACUACGACGGCAAGGAGUACGACCCGAUGCUCGCCAGACAGGGGCAGGACGUGACCCCCGCCCCCAACCCAGGACCACAGAGGACGUCUCCAACGGUCCCGAAAAACAUGCCGACGCCGCAGCGGGUCCAACACAACACUCCGGCCAUGAGGAAGAACCCCACUUUGUCCCGAAACGGCGGCAGCGACGCGGAGAUCAUGGAACUAAAUCAACAGUUGAUGGAGUUGAAGUUGACGGUGGACGGCCUGGAGAAGGAGAGAGACUUUUAUUUCAGCAAGCUACGAGACAUCGAACUCAUCUGCCAGGAGCACGAGAACGACAGCAGCCCGGUCCUCAGCAGGAUAAUCGACAUCCUUUACGCCACAGAGGAGGGCUUCGCGCCUCCAGAAGAUGAAGAACUUGACGAGCAAGCCCACCUGGACCAGGAUGAAUACUGAACCCCCUCCUCCUCCUCCUUUUACCCCCUCCUUUUCUUUUCUUUUCUUUUCUUUUCUUUCUACUCUCUGCACGCUAUCACUUACCGAACGCCGCCUCACCACCGCCAUCGUCGUCCAUCCCACGAGCAGUACUGUGACGCCAACAUAUCUCGAAGAUCUCUCAGCAUGAGCCGAGAAGACCGCCAAAAACAGAGUGGGGGGGGGGGGUGUAAAUAAGGAGGAUAUUUGCUAAAUAGUUAUUUAUUUGCCUUUUGGUGCCACACAUCGCAACACUUUUCCAAGGCGCCGAGCAACAACUGCUGCCAUUAGGACACUCCCGGAGUGAUGCUUUUAGUAGUUUAUUUAUUUAAAUUAUUUUUUUUGGGGGGGGGGGUCGACUUCCUAAUCGCAGCUGAGGCCUGACGCCGUGCGGAGGACAUGCAGGGCGCAAUAUUUGAGCAUGCGAAUGUUACACAUUGACUGUGAAUGACGGAGAUUUUGUCCACGCUCUUCUGGCUCGAAUGGGAAAUAAGCAGCGUGGCUCUUUUUUUUUUUUUUUUUUUUAUUUGAAAGUGUUUUAAAAGGUGAGUCUAUACCAAGAAUUGUCAUAAUUGCAGCUUUUAACAUGUUACUUUGGUACAAAAGAGCACACAACAAUCCUGUUUUGGUUUUUUUUUCAUGCAACAAGUGGUCUGCUUUAGGAAUCCGACGUAAAUCCGCCACGCAAGGUUGGAGUUUUCAGUAAAUAAAACGGUUGUGA
Doryrhamphus excisus (bluestripe pipefish) is the source of this 1698-nucleotide messenger RNA. RefSeq names its product microtubule-associated protein, RP/EB family, member 3a (gene mapre3a). The record is from RefSeq and is a predicted model, not a curated record. Gene Ontology annotation, molecular function: microtubule binding. NCBI's taxonomy places the organism in Eukaryota, Metazoa, Chordata, Actinopteri, Syngnathiformes, Syngnathidae.